This is a messenger RNA of Funneliformis caledonium, 1736 nucleotides long. Lineage: Eukaryota; Fungi; Glomeromycota; Glomeromycetes; Glomerales; Glomeraceae. The record is from the annotation of a GenBank genome assembly.
UUAUCCCGUUAAGCGAUCCUGACUAUUUUACUUUAGACCGUGAAUGGUGGUCUUUGCCGGAGUUUUUACUUCAUCGACAGCAGUGUAAAGAUUUUCUAGUCGAUAAAUGCAGAGAACAUAAGCGGUAUGUUCGCAACCUUACAAGUAUAAUCAAUUGUGAUGAAGCACCCAAGAUUGCGAUUGAACGAGCCGAAAAGGCGCUUGCUUUAUUACAAGUUAUGUAUUUUUUCUUUGAGUAUUUUCUUUCUUAUGUUGGCAAUGGAUGGGAGGAAAAACAAUCGAAUUUAGUUACCAAAUUCUGGUCAGCACAACAACGGAAAUUUGUAGCCAUAACUGAACGCUCGGUUUUGUUGGAGGAACUUACUACCUCCACCAUACGCUCGACUCUCCAACAAGAUAAACAAGUACAUUUGGUGCGGGAGAAGGUUACGGGACGCCUAGAAAUUAUGGAAGAUGAUUGUUCGUACAAACGUCAAGAAAAGGCCAAAGCUAUCAGCGAUGAUACGGAGGACGAUGAUCCAUUCAUAAACAAUAAUAGAGCCGAAGCAUCAUCAGGUUCACAUACGCCUCCUCAUCAAAUUGUUACAAAUGGAUACAGCCAAGAGAUAUCGAUCAAUGAAAAUAUAUUAAUAAUGUCCGCUAAAAACUUAGCGAGACUUGAUGAAUCCAAGUAUCUCGGCGAAUUUAUUCCACAUUUUAUAAAAUAUAAGGAAUUAGAAAAAAAUAAUACACUUUCUUGUGCUAACGAUGAUGUAAUGGAUAUUCGAGGAGAAAGUGGGUUUGCAAAAUUUUUAUCAAUUGAUGAGUUUAUAACAUUACUAUCAAAAAAACCAAAGAGAGAGGCCAAAUUACCAGAAGAUUGGCAUAAUACAGUUGAAGACUAUUAUAAGGAGACAACAAAAAGCGGAUCAAAAAAGAGUAUAACUGAUUGGAUUCGCGUUACAGAAGAGCUAAAUGUUUUAAAAGAAGAAGAUAACGAAGAGCUAGUAAAAUUAAAAAAAUAUUUAAAUCGAGUUAUGCUUCCAUUGGUCGAAUCAUUUACAAAGCCAAUUCCAGAUAUAAAUGCCUCAGACACCAGCGAACAUCAUUAUUGGUCAGAAUUUGGCCAUCGUUUUUUUUCGAAAGCGUUACAAGACUUUGUUGGUCUUGAUUGGAGGGCCAUGGAAGUCCCUGUAAUGGCUUCCAAAUAUAGAAAAAAUUACGGGCAUAAUCACGCUACAGACAAAAUAGUUGAUGGAAAAUAUGCGGACUUGCUGGCAAGGAUGUGGACAAAUAACGAAGAAAUUUUUAUUGGAGAACAAGCCGGGCCACCUAGUCAACCUGACCUCACAAAGUUAGCGACGGAUUCUUUUAAAUUAUAUCGGGAAAUGCGGGAUUGUCUGAAUGUUAGAAUCUUAAAGGCUAUGGGGAAAGGGGACAUAAAUUAUAAUAAUCGUGUAGUCUUUGGAAUUUUAGGUUACCUUUUCGAAAUUACAAUGCUUAUAAUGUGGAAAGACGGAGUGUACGUAUAUGAGGAAUUUGGAAGUUUACAUAUUGCUUCUAAUCUGGAUCAAAUUCCUAUGAUGAAAACAGAUAUGUUAAAAUUACUGGAAUUUAUGAUGAUCAUUAAAACAGAAGUGGAAAAUACUAUGACAACAAAAUAUAAGGGUGAUACAAUACAGAUUUUGAAGAGAAAAUUUAAUGACCUUACCCCAACAAAGUCAUCACCAACGAAGGUCCCAAAAGUUAAGAAGUGA